Molecule: messenger RNA, 378 nt
Organism: Hemisphaericaspora subhashii
Lineage: Eukaryota; Fungi; Ascomycota; Pichiomycetes; Serinales; Debaryomycetaceae
Exons: 2
Coding region: 1-378 (125 amino acids)
Source: RefSeq, a predicted model, not a curated record
AUGUCUAUAGAUACUAGUGAGAAUAACUACGAGAAUCGUACAGUCAAGUCAUCCUCAUUAUCAGGUUUAUUAUUAUCACCGAAUCAUUUGCAAAAAAAUUCCAAUUCAUUAUCCUUAAAUCUUAUCCAUAUUCCAUUAAUCAUUAUUUUUAAAUCAAAGUUCCAGCUGCUAUCAUUAUCAGAAAUUAAAAGAUCACUUUUGAAAAAUCAGCAUGUAUAUUUAUGGGUCAUUGAGGGCUAUUUUUUGGAUUACUGGUGUUUUGCACUUUCCACUUAUUUGAAUUAUCCGCUUGGGCAACGGUUAACUUCAAUGAGGUUUAUUAUGGGUUCUGGGGUCUAUUAUUGGGAUACUGGUGCACAGCACUUUCCACUCAUUUGA